Messenger RNA from Fusarium musae, 552 nucleotides. RefSeq lists its product as uncharacterized. NCBI's taxonomy places the organism in Eukaryota, Fungi, Ascomycota, Sordariomycetes, Hypocreales, Nectriaceae. The transcript is spliced from 2 exons. Bases 1 to 552 code for a protein of 183 amino acids. The record is from RefSeq and is a predicted model, not a curated record.
AUGGUCCUUGCCUUCCUCAAAGCCCUUGUACUUCUGGCCCUCGGCAGCGGGUUUGCCUCUGCCGACACGUUCGAUUACGGCGACAGGGACGGUAGCCUAUUCCUCGACCUUUCGAUCUCCGAAGCUCAAAGCAAGCGCCAUGAAUGGGGGCUCGUCGAGCCUUGGACCAGCGACUACAUUUCAGCCCUUGAAGACAGCAGAUACGGUGACGCUAUUUGGGCGCGAUAUCAAAUGUUUGGCGAUACUUCGAAUGGCACUUUCUUGGAGUAUCCCCAAUGGACAGUCCGCGAAGCGAUUGAGGAGGAUGCUAUUGCUUACCGAGUUCGUGAACGAGACGCUUGGAAGCACGCCAUGGCUUUCUACGCCAAUUCAAGCCAGAACACACAAAGUGAUAUACUUGAUCUCAUCUUCGACGUCGACAGCAGGAACUACUUUCGACUACACUGGUAUCGAUUGCAUAAGCGUUUCCAACAAAGCGAACACGUCCUUCCAGAUUGCGACUGUUUGAAGGCUGCCCAGGAUGAAGUUGACUCUGUUCAAGAGCUCAAGUAG